GUACUUGGCGUACAGUUUGGGACUGGACGGUGUCAUGAUCAGUUAUAUUACAAACAGUUAACAAGAAAAGAACUGAGUUAAGCGUUCUUGGUUUGGUUUUGUAGAAGAACUUUGAGAAGGAGAACUUGUGUUCGCAAGAUGGAUGCGGCAAUUUGUCUGAUGAUUGCUGUAAUUCUUACAGCAGGGGAAACUUUGAAUGCAGACCAGUGUGUUUCCAACCCGUGCAGCAAUGGCGGUACAUGCUACAACGAAUACGAGGGGUACGGCUGCCUGUGCCCGGCCGGUUACAGCGGGCCACGCUGUGAGCAAAGGCAGAACAGCGGAGGGAGGUUGGGUUUCUGCCCUGAUAUCACAAAUGACAGGGUCGGGCUGUGCGUCGAGGAUUGCACGGACGAUUCGUCCUGCCCAGCCCCGCUGAAAUGCUGUUCCAAUGGAUGCGGCCACGUCUGCACGGCUCCGGUCAUAACAGAGGACAUGAAUUGGUGUAUGUCCAACCCGUGCGGCAACGGCGGCACGUGCGUUUACAACAGGCAUGGGUACGGGUGUCUGUGCGAUGCUGGUCGAUUCGUCGGCAGCCACUGUGAAGUACCUGUUCUCCAAUCCCCAUCACCAUCGUCGUCAUCGUCGUUUCCUUCAUCCCUAUCAACACCAUCAACGCCAUCGAUAUCACCAUCACCACCAGCAACAUCGUCGAUAUCACCACCAUCUUCAUCAUUGUCUUCAUCAUCAACAUUGCCAGGAGACGACAAUCCUGGUAGCCCCGAGGACGUCGCUGGUAACCAACAGCUGCCGACGGCCAUCAUUAUCGCUGCGGUUUGCAGUGUAAUAAUAAUUGUAGCGAUACUGGUGCUCACCGGGAUUUUCUUGUACCGAAGAAGAAAUCAGACGACUGAUUCGGACACCGUAUCCGUGGACAGCGGGAAGCAGAUCAUAAAGAAGGGUCCGGAGACGGGUCAGGAGCCUUGCUACAUGGAACAUGGACAUCAGAUGGCCUGAAGAUGGGAACCAGCCGAUGUCCUCUACCCCACAGUCUUUGCAACAAAAUUAUUUAAGCCAUACAGUUUGAUUUCCGGGUGUGUUGUUCUAAAAAACUUAAUAGAAUAAUAGACAUGAAUUAUUCAUGACUUUGCACUUGAUGAAUGCUUCAAUAGCGCCCUCUCUAAAAACCAAAGGCAAAGGUGUUCGUCGCAAUUCACUUGGCCCUAGCGGCGGUGGAACGGUUUCAAAUGGGAAGGGGGGGGGUGCAUUACCGAA
Molecule: messenger RNA, 1254 nt
Organism: Patiria miniata (bat star)
Lineage: Eukaryota; Metazoa; Echinodermata; Asteroidea; Valvatida; Asterinidae
Product: delta-like protein 3
Exons: 6
Coding region: 139-996 (285 amino acids)
Biological process (GO): establishment or maintenance of epithelial cell apical/basal polarity; heterophilic cell-cell adhesion
Cellular component (GO): extracellular region; protein-containing complex; plasma membrane
Molecular function (GO): peptidase inhibitor activity; calcium ion binding
Source: RefSeq, a predicted model, not a curated record